CAAGGAGAGAGAGAGAGAGAAGAAACGGGGUGUUGCCGCCUCAGAGACACACUCACGCAUCGCAGAGUAACAGCAGCAGGGCGAAGACAGAGCAUCCCUCCAUCCUUCACUCUGGGACUGCUUUUUUUGAAUUAUUGAAGCCGUACAAAAGUCUUUACAUUAUUCAACGUAAUCAAAGCCCGAGAUAUUGUGGAGGUACAGUGCGCCUCGUCAUAUCCAUCGGCACAGCGCGUUGACCGCAGAGGAGAGAGCUGUGUGUGGCUGUUUCAGCACCUCGGACAGAGAACAUGGCUCCAAUGCUGGAGGACGGAGCUCAGCUCGUGGCAGUGCCAGUAGGUGUUGCUGUGGUGAGUGUCUUCGGCCUUGUCUUCACUGUGUCAGCCUUUGCAUGGAUCUGUUGUCAGCGCAAGAACACCAAAUCCCAGAAGACACCUCCCUACAAGUUUGUGCACAUGCUCAAAGGGGUCGACAUCUACCCGGAGAGCCUCAGCGGCAAGAAGAAGUUUGCUGCUCCUGCCACCACGACAAGUAACGACACCAGUAAAACUGAUGUCAAUGGAAACUGCCACACUGUGUCACCAAUGAGUCCAUCUGACACCGGUAAACUGGCGGCAAGCCCAAAUGGUUCCAGGCCGGCUCUACAUCUGGAUCUGGAGAAACGGGAUCUGAAUGGCAACUUCACCACCAAACCAUUUCAUCACCACCACCAGAAGGUGCGCAGCUCCCCGGACCUGGAGCUGCCUUCUCCCCAUGCAGGGUUCACUCAACCUGGGGUGAUGGACCGCCGUGACCUCCCUUCACCAUCCAGCACCCUCUCCAGCCAGGCGCCCACUCCCGCUGUGGACAAGCCCCAGGGAGAAGAAAGGGAGGGCGGGCUAGGAACCCUCCACUUCUCCCUGGAGUACCAGCCAGAGAGGAAGGCAUUCAUUGUCCAUAUCAAGGAAGCCCAUGGCCUGACCCCAACUGAUGAACAGUCGCUGACCUCUGACCCUUACAUCAAACUGACCCUGCUUCCAGAGAAAAAGCACCGAGUGAAGACCAGAGUCCUGAGGAAGACUCUGGACCCUGCCUUUGACGAAACCUUCAGCUUCUACGGGAUCCCACUGGCCCGAGUGUCAGAGCUGGCCCUUCACUUCAUGGUGCUGAGCUUUGAUAGGUUCUCACGUGAUGAGGUCAUCGGAGAGACCCUCGUACCCUUGUCUGGGAUCGACUUAUCGGAAGGGCGUGUCCUGAUGAGCCGAGAGAUCAUCAAGAAGAAUGUCAAGAAGUCCUCAGGCCGAGGAGAAUUGCUGCUCUCCCUGUGUUACCAGUCCACCACCAACACUCUGACUGUGGUCGUCCUAAAAGCCCGCCACCUGCCCAAGACUGAAAACAAUGGACCUACAGAUCCGUACGUCAAGGUGAACAUGUACCAUGGGAAGAAGCGUGUUUGCAAGAAAAAGACCCACGUGAAGAAGUGCUCCCCCAACCCGGUCUUCAAUGAGCUCUUUGUCUUUGAUCUGCCCUCUGACGAGGGGCUGAGGGACACCAGCGUGGAGCUGCUGCUGAUGGACUCAGACACAGGCAACUCACGCUGCCCCAAUACUGUCCUCGGGCGCCUGGUGCUGGGCACAUCAGCGGCGGGCACGCCUGGCGAGCACUGGAGGGAGAUCUGUGACCACCCGCGUCGCCAGAUUGCCAAGUGGCACGCUUUGUCAGAGGAUUAGAGCGCCAGGGUGUUGUUGGUGGAUUCUGUUGUCCAUGUCCGAUCUGGUCCAACAAUGAGAGGGACGGAAUGAGGAUGGGCAGGAUUUAACAUCCUGCUAGUCAGUACCCAAUGGACUUUCAGUGUGGGAAACAAGGGGGAGGGGACUUUGAUGUUGUGGGGAGGGUCAUUUGAAGUGAUGUCAUCACUCAAUCAAUCAUCUAAUCACUUAUCUUUGAAGUUAUCGGGGUUCAGCAGGGAGGGCGGGGCAUAACAAAGGGAACCCCAUAGCUUUAAACGAUCCCAAAGACUGUCACCGAAAACCACCUGGUAACAUGCAGCAUCAUCUCCAUGGCAACAACCAAUUGUCACUGUAACCGUGUGCAGUGCAGAAUGUCUUAAAUGUCGCUAUUACUCUUCUUCUUUUCUUCCUCUGCUCCUUCUUCUUCUCUUUCUUCGGCUCUUCCUCCUAUAAAUAGUAAUCUAGUCCAACAUACGAAAACCAGAAUGAACCACAUCUGACAAUGCUGUAAAAAAUGUGGAUUAUUAAAGUUUAUUUUAUAACGACAAUGUUUUCUUCAUAAAGAUGUAGAUUGUUUUUAUUUAUGUUCUUGUUUUGUACUCUUAUGGUUGAUUUGUUGAACAUGUUUUGUAAGUAUAAGUGGUAUUUCAUAUAUGAUUACUUAUUAAGUACAAGAAAGCCUAAAUUAGGUGGUCUGAGAAAAGACUGGAACAGACUGAGUGCACUGGGGACAGUUCAUUGUGGAUGCAUUUAUGUGUGUGCGUGUGCGUGCGUGUGUGUUUCAAUAUGAGAGUGCUUGUGCUGAGGUGAGUGUGUGUGUAUGGGUGCAUGUGUGUGAGUUAGCUCUGCAGAGAUGUGAGCCACAUAAUGUUUACUGUAGGUGUUUUGUCCCCCUUACUGUGAGCACAAAGACAGCUGAAAUGUAAAUGUAUGUACCUUACUAUAAAAUAUGGCAAGUUC
This is a messenger RNA of Epinephelus fuscoguttatus (brown-marbled grouper), 2666 nucleotides long. RefSeq names its product synaptotagmin IV (gene syt4). The transcript is spliced from 5 exons. The record is from RefSeq and is a predicted model, not a curated record. Gene Ontology annotation, molecular function: calcium-dependent phospholipid binding; SNARE binding; calcium ion binding. Bases 288 to 1706 code for a protein of 472 amino acids. Gene Ontology annotation, cellular component: synapse; membrane; axon. Lineage: Eukaryota; Metazoa; Chordata; Actinopteri; Perciformes; Serranidae. Gene Ontology annotation, biological process: vesicle fusion; regulation of calcium ion-dependent exocytosis; regulation of dopamine secretion.